AUGAACAGGUUCUUCAUUGAAAUCGACAAGGCGGUUGCUAAGAAGCAAGAGGAGUUCGAUGACGUCUGGAGGAAGGAACUUCUGCACCUCGUCAGUGUUGCAUUCUACAACAUACUGGUAAUGUCAUUAUGGACAUUGUCCUUUCCACUGCUCACAACUCACUUUCACUUCUUCGUCACGCCAGUCAUCUACGCAUUCUUGUACUUUGUGGCUCACGACCUCCUGGGCGCGAGCUGGAAAACUCUUUGGGCCACAAUUUGCACCAUAGCCUCGAAGGAUUCACCGCUCCAGCGGGAACUUACGCACUUGGAAAAAGGCCUAAACGAUGAUCGUGAGGACUGGAAUGUGAAGAAGAAUUCCAUGACCAAAACACAUGCGAAGUUGAUGGUAAUGGUCCAGCAAGGUAUGUACUGUGGGGAACUUUACGGAGAGAUGCAUUCUUUUGGGUUGCAGACCAGCGUCUGGAAAUAUCUGCCUCCGAGGCUGAGCCGGCUUUUGUUUGGGGAUGAAGAGACAGCGAGGUUUAUGGACUCGGUGGAUUUUGACUGGGGGGCUCUCUACAAGUGA
Molecule: messenger RNA, 567 nt
Organism: Podospora anserina S mat+
Lineage: Eukaryota; Fungi; Ascomycota; Sordariomycetes; Sordariales; Podosporaceae
Exons: 2
Coding region: 1-567 (188 amino acids)
Source: RefSeq, a predicted model, not a curated record